UGUAUAAUAAUAUGAUACAACUUUCUGUUACAUGAAAUUAGUCCUAAAUAAACGUGUGGAUUAUAGAGCGCCUGAGGUCUACAUUUUCGUGUGUGUGAGGAGCCACCGAGGAGGAACACCUAGGGUUCUACAGGACCGUCUGGCGCAAGCGCAAGCGAGCAUGGACGCCACAGCUCUGUCGCGCAUCGGCCUGGCCGGCCUGGCCGUCAUGGGCCAGAAUCUGGCGCUCAACAUCGGCGAGAAGGGCUUCCCCAUCUCCGUCUACAAUCGCACCGCCGGCAAGGUGGACGAGACCGUGGAGCGCGCCAAGGCGGAGGGAAAUCUCCCCCUCGCCGGCUACCGCAACCCACAGGACUUCGUGCUCUCCAUCCAGCGCCCCCGAUCCGUGAUCAUCCUCGUCAAGGCCGGCGCCCCGGUGGAUCAGACCAUUGCCACGCUCGCCCAGUUCAUGGAGCCCGGCGACUGCAUCAUCGACGGCGGCAACGAGUGGUACGAGAACACCGAGAGGAGGAUCGCCGCCGCCAAGGAGAAGGGUCUCCUCUACCUGGGGAUGGGAGUCUCCGGUGGCGAGGAGGGCGCCCGCCAUGGCCCGUCUCUCAUGCCUGGAGGAACGCCCGAGGCCUACCGCUACGUCGAGGACGUCGUCAAGAAGAUCGCGGCCCAGGUAGACGAUGGUCCGUGUGUCACCUACGUCGGCCCCGGCGGAGCUGGGAACUUCGUCAAGAUGAUCCACAAUGGGAUCGAGUAUGGCGACAUGCAGCUCAUCUCCGAGGCCUACGACGUCCUCAAGUCGGUCGGCGGCCUCACCAACGAGGAGCUCCACCAAGUUUUCGCGGACUGGAACCGUGGCGAGCUCGAGAGCUUCCUGGUGGAGAUCACCGCGGACAUCUUCUCCGUCAAGGAUGACAAGGCCGGUGGCGAUCUCGUUGACAAGAUCUUGGACAAGACUGGGAUGAAAGGCACCGGGAAGUGGACUGUCCAGCAGGCUGCCGAGCUCUCCAUCGCGGCUCCCACCAUAGCUGCGUCGCUCGACUCGCGGUUCUUGAGCGGGCUCAAGGAGGAGCGCGUUGCUGCCGCUGCUAUCUUUGCCGAGGCUGGGCUGCCCGAUGUGCUCAACCACGUCGCGGUGGACAAGAAGCAGCUCGUUGAUGAUGUGAGGAAGGCGCUGUACGCGUCCAAGAUCUGCAGCUAUGCGCAGGGGAUGAAUCUGCUGCGAGCCAAGAGCCUGGAGCAGGGGUGGAAGCUCGACUUGGGCGAGCUUGCCAGGAUCUGGAAAGGUGGCUGUAUCAUCCGGGCCGUGUUCCUGGACCGGAUCAAGAAGGCGUACGAUCGGAACUCGAACCUGGCGAGCUUGUUGAUCGAUCCUGAGUUUGCGAAGGAGAUGGUGGAGCGGCAGGCGGCGUGGAGGAGAGUGGUGAGCCUGGCUGUGAGUGCGGGGAUUAGUACUCCUGGCAUGACUGCGAGCUUGGCUUACUUCGAUACUUACCGUCGAGGGAGACUUCCGGCCAAUCUCGUCCAGGCCCAGCGCGACUACUUCGGUGCGCACACUUACGAGCGAGUGGAUAUGAGCGGCUCCUUCCACACUGAGUGGCACAAGCUGGCCAAGCACAGCACCAACCUCCGGGCGCUCAUCUGAAAGCAAGCAAGCACGGGAGACGAAGAAGAGCGAUCAGGUUCGCUAAGAAAAGAAAAAUAAGAGGAACUCUUACCAGGCAGGCAGGCAAGUUGAAUUGCUUGUACGUCUAGUUUUGGUCUUGGUAGUGGCUCGCUCCAUUUUGAUUCUUGGAGCAGCUUGAUCUUGUUGCUCAUUUUUGUGGUUUUUGGUCAGACUCUCUCAGUUGCUAAUAAGCUAUAUGUCGUGCUUUUAA
Molecule: messenger RNA, 1868 nt
Organism: Selaginella moellendorffii
Lineage: Eukaryota; Viridiplantae; Streptophyta; Lycopodiopsida; Selaginellales; Selaginellaceae
Product: 6-phosphogluconate dehydrogenase, decarboxylating 2, chloroplastic
Exons: 2
Coding region: 32-1636 (534 amino acids)
Biological process (GO): pentose-phosphate shunt, oxidative branch; pentose-phosphate shunt
Cellular component (GO): cytosol
Molecular function (GO): phosphogluconate dehydrogenase (decarboxylating) activity; NADP binding
Source: RefSeq, a predicted model, not a curated record